Dendrobium catenatum is the source of this 5194-nucleotide messenger RNA. Its product is annotated as filament-like plant protein 7. The coding region runs from base 1809 to 4982 and encodes 1057 amino acids. The transcript is spliced from 10 exons. NCBI's taxonomy places the organism in Eukaryota, Viridiplantae, Streptophyta, Magnoliopsida, Asparagales, Orchidaceae. The record is from RefSeq and is a predicted model, not a curated record.
CCUUUUUUUAGAGGAAAAUUUCGUCUCUUUCUUCCAGCUCUCUAGCAUUUUUACUAUAAUUGAACCGUGGAUGUAGGCUACAGCAUUUCAUCAUGCAGAAUGAAAAGCAAAAAGUUUGGAAUCCAAUGCGAUGACACUACAUACCAUUAGCAGCAGAAAAGGUAGAGGAAGGCGAAAAGCAACGAUUGAUUCCUCAUCUUUUAAAGCAAUAAACAGGGGAAAUCUCUCGCCGACGGCUAAUCGCGGGAGCUGGUGACAAAACCAUUACCUCCCCGCCGUUGGUGGCGCACAUUUCGCUGCCGACAGAACCAACCUGGCACACAUUGCAAUGCCCCCACAGUUCCACCCUUUUCCAUCUUUUUCCGUUUCCCCAUAAAAAGAGCUGUUUGCUGCUUUAUCCCCUUUACUUGAAAGUCAUUGUACCGUAGCCCUACCCACUUGCACACGCGCAGUCACACUAGAAAGAGACAUCCAAGGGCAUCUGCUUCUCUCCAUCAUAAAUCAAUAUCAAUGCUUUGAGCUUUGAGCUUUGAGCUUUGAGAAGUAUAAGGGCGGUUGCUGUAAAUGCUUUGGGCUUAACGGUUCCGAGAAGCAUUCGUCGGAAGAGAGAAGUAAAGUCCUCUCCUUUCCUAUUUUAUAUACUUCAUUAUCUUCUUCGCUUCCUGCUGAGUGAAAUUGGUUCAUCGCUCUCGCCUCGUCGUAGGGCCGAACAUAGCCAGGUGGACUUCUCCUGAAAUUAAACUCAAUUUUACAUGUUGGAGAUAGAGAAUCUCCUUCAAAAGCAAAGUAAAACCAAAAUCUCCUUCAAUUCGAGCCACUUGAUUUGUUUUACAAAAAGAAACAAAAGAAAUUCAGGUGGUGUUACCCUCCCAAGAAGCACGUCUUGAGUUUGUUUGAGGUGCCCGAUUCGGACAGCUAUCGCAUUCUUGUCCGUCGCUGUGUCGCCACCUACAUCGGCGUCGGUUCUGAUCAUGACAUCAAUUUAAUUAAGAAAUCUAUCUCCCAAAUUAGAGGUAAACCAGGUGAUUACUUGGCCUCUUGUUGUGAUAAAUCAUACACUCGAGCUUGGACAUUCUUGUGUAUUCUGGCUUGGAGCUGAUGCUGAUGACUCUGCAGUUUUUGCUUUUCAAAAGUUCUUUGAUAUGGUGCAAUGUUUCCUGGAGGCCUUUGUCCAAGAAUUAAGAUUGACUAGUCCAAAAGACAUGCCUACUCACUACCAAUGGCGGAGGUACAAUGCAAUGGAUCACACUUGGAGAUUACCUAACAACUGACACAAGCAGCUGUUUGUCGAUUAGGAAUCAUUACACCCUGCUUCUUCUCAGUUGCUAAGGUAUGAGACCACAUGUCUCUCUGAGAGGCUCGAAAAAAAUUUUCCUACCAUGAUUGGUGGGAUUUGUGAAUGGGCUGUCGCCAAAGCAAGUUCUAGGUACUAAAAGGUUGUCGAAAAUUGCUUGAGCACAAUUAACGGUUCUUUAACGAGUAAUCUAACUCAAAUCCCACAUUUAUAUUUUUGAAUGUUGUGAUGGUGUGAUUGUGAAGUUCUCAGUUCUAGCACCUUGUUCUCCUCAGUGCACAGGAUUACAGGUUAUCAACCAUCUUGAACCCGAGUUACUUGCCUAAGGCAACUACAACCAUUCUGGCUUGAUGCAUCUCUGGAUGGGCAUGUGGUUCCAUUUGAGUUACGUUGGUUGCUUCUCAAAAUGGGAAUCAUAUCCAUGGCCCACAACUCUCACCAUUUCUAAUCUUUCUGUAGUUAAUGCACAGAGAAUUGAGUUUGUCUAACUUUUAUAAAGGGUUUAUUUAUAAGUAUGGAAUCCAAGACACGGAUUUGGAGGAGAAAACUUUCAGAAAAAGCCAUCACUAAAGAGAGAGUUUUAGAGCUGGAGAGAUCAUUAAUGAACUUAAAUGAGCAACUGUCAUCUGCUCGCAAUGAGUCUGAUGCCAAAGAUGCUCUUAUAGGUAAACAGUCACAGGUAGCUGAGGAAGCCAUUGCAGGAUGGAAAAAGGCAGAAGCUGAGGCAUUAUCCUUCAAGCUCGAACUUGAUGAUGCUUUGCGUCAGAAAGUCAUUGCUGAAGAAAAAGUAACCAACAUCGAUGCUGCUCUAAAAGAAUGUGUUCAGCAGUUAAAUGCUCUCAAGGAAGAACAACAUCGCACUGUUAAUGAUGCUUCAGUAAAUUUGUUGCAGGAGCGAGAAAAAACACAAGUUUUGGAAGAGAGGUUAGCAGAUGCUAGUCAAAGGCUUCAGCAAUUAUCUGUAGAAAAAAACAAUCUUUGUGGGAUCCUGGACAUGAAAGAAAAGUUUAUCAAAGAUUUAAAUGUGUCUAAAUCUCGGGCAGAAACAGACUUUGCAGCACUUGUGGAGAGAUUUGAUUUUUCUGAGAAAAGCAAUGAAUCUCUCAAGUAUGAGGUCCGUAUGCUUCAGAAGGAACUUGUUAUUCGUAAUCAGGAGAGAGAGUUUAAUCUGAGAUCAGCUGAAUGUGCUCAGAAGCAGCACCAGGAAAGUGCAAGGAAGAUCAAUAGGUUAGAAUCUGAAUGCCAUAGAUUGCGUGUCAUGAUCCGGAAGCGGCUCCCAGGUCCUGCUGCUAUUGCUAAAAUGAGGAGUGAGGUUGAAAUGCUCGGCAAUUCUGUUCCUGAAACAAGAAGAAAUUCAAAUUAUACAAUGGAUUCUUGUCUUCAUUUGGCACAAGAGAUUGGGCAUGAUGCACUGAGCAAGCAACUUGUUAGACUUCAUGGAAUUGAGGAUGAAAACAAAAUUCUUAAAGAAAGUCUGAAGAAGAAAAGCGGUGAGUUACAGUUAUCUAGAAUAAUGUUUGCACGAACAGCCUCUAAGUUAUCCCAAGCUGAAAAGCAACUCACGGAGUUGUCAAAAGGAUCAACUUGUCUUGAAGUAGCAAGAAACAGCUCUGUAACAAAUGAGCUGACUCUGGCAUCAGUUUCUGAGCAUGGUGGAAACAAAGAUGCUGUAAGAUGUCCUGAAUCAUGGGAAUCUGCUUUUAUGUUCCAAUUGGAGCACUUUAGAAUUGGUAAACCAGCUAUAGGAUCUUUGCAAUCAAGUCUCAUGGAUGAUUUUGAGGAAAUGGAAAAGCUGGCGAUCGUCUGUGCAGAUAAGCCAGAAGAAGGAUCAAGUAUAGAAGAAUAUAUUUUCUUGACACCAAAAUCACUUGAUUUAAAACCAGAGUUACUAGAAUCCAUGAGUAAAGAGCUAGUUCCGGUGGAAAAAUUAUAUAAUUCUGGUGAAUUUGAUCUUCGAGGCCAGUCAUGUUUUAUCCAGUAUGAAAAAUAUCCUACUUGGCUUCAAGAUAUUUUAAAAGUAAUAGUGGAGAAGCAUUACACUACACAACUUAACCUGGAUGUUAUUCUUCUUGAAGUUAGAACUGCUCUGAAUAAAAACAAAACAACUGUCAAGGCAAAACCUUUGGAUCCAUUUUUUGUUGGAGAUAAUGCAUGUCAAGGGCCUUGUCAUUCGUCCUUUACUUCAGCAGAUGGGUUACUGGGGACGAAGAAGUUUCUUCCAAGUGAAACAGGCAAUCAACCACUUCAAUCAAAAAUAGAAAAUGUGCUGCAUAGAAUAAUAGAUCUAAUUGAAGGAUUUAUACCGAGAGAAAUGCCGGUUAACGAUGGGGAAAACUUAAUUUCAUUGAAUGAUCGACACAUUGAUCCAUGUCAUAAACUUGCAUCAUCUACAAUGCAGAAAACAUGCAUCUUUUUUUGGGAAAGCUCUGAACUCACUAUGGUGCUUCAACGUUUUAUUGAUGCGUGCUACGUUAUGUUGUGCAAACAGGCUGAAGUCGAGAAGUUCGUUUGUGAAUUAGCUUCAACCUUAGGAUGGAUAAGUGAUCAUUGUUUUUCUCUUCAAGAUGUGUCCGAAAUGGAAGAAACAAUUAAGAAAAACUUUGGUGGUGAUCUUUUAUUUUGGGAUGAUGAUACUGAAGUUGAAGUUAAUAGCUCCAAGGGAGUGAAUUGUAAAGCAGGUGCUCAUGAUAAAUUCAAGGUUAUCCGUGAUGGCCUUUACAUUUUGUCCAAAAUGGGUAUCAUUGGGUCUAAGCUUAGAGAUGAAAAUAGAAAACUAAAACAUCAGAUGGCAAAUGUAGAGUAUGGAAAGAAAAAUCUUGAUGAAAUUCUCAAGUCAGUGAGUGCUAAGAAUCACUCAGUUACUCGAUUUAAAGAGUAUGAAAAAUGUAUUUCCAAUUUACAAACUGAACUGAGAACAUUGAAGGGUUCAAGCGGACUGGAUGAGGAUCAAAAGCUAGUAAGUCAAGAUCUUGGCAACCAGCUUACAGAUGCUAAGGUUGAGCUAAAUGAGACCCGUCAAAAGUUUUCUUCUCUUGAAGCUGAACUGGAGGAAAAAAGUAACUACUGUGAAGAAUUGAAAGAGAGAUGUCUCGAACUUCAGCUUCAAAUAGAAAGUGCAUCUGAUAAAUAUAUGCAUAAAUUUGACACGGUGCUGGAGGAGAAGGAAUUGAGAACAGACUGGGAGAUUUCUGCAGCCUCAGAAAAGCUGGCAGAGUGUCAGGAAACCAUCCUUGAACUUGGGAAACAGUUGAAGGCCUUGGCUUCACCAAAGAAUGCGACUCUACUUGACAAUUUGAUCUCAUCACCUGCUAUUGUAAGACACAGCCGAACUCCACAAUUGCUUGAACAAGUGAUAGCUGUUGACAAUGCCAAAUUUGUGGAUAUCAAAUCACCGCAGACCAAAGAAAUCAUAUCCGGUGAACCUCAAAAAACUGAUGCAAGCUUUCUGAAUGGACAGAAAGGCUCUCUGCAUUUUGUUUUACAAAAUCAGGAGAGCAGCAACAGGCAUGGUUAUCGAGCAAAAUCGCCUGAUAGGUCUCCUGCAGAACUGGGUGGAUCUUAUACACAAAAGUGUGGAGUUGAAGUAGGAACUCUUGUGAGUAUUCCAAAGAAGCAGAAAGGAGGAAUUCAUCUUCUGAAAAAAUUGCUUUCAAGGAAAAAGAAGACAGCAAUAAGAAGUUGGUCCUAGCCAAUGUUUCUUUCAGCACUUUUGAGUUGCUGAGAAUGGAUCAUGUCAGCUGGAGUGCUGUAUUAGAUUCUUUUGCUUUGUCUGUAUGUCAGGAUGUAAGAAAUUUUUAUUUUUGGUCUCUGUUUGAGGAGUUUUUUUUUUUUUGUCUGUAUAUGCUUUGUUUGUUGAGUGGCUUGUGAGGGAAUAAGUUGUGUAUGGUAAAAUUGUGCAUC